AAAGUAUCUCACAAAAACUUCCAAUUUCGAAAACACCACCCAACUCACAGCUCAUAGCAACACUCCAAAGUCCAAAACCCCCCAAUAUUUAACGGAAAAAAAAAAAAUCAUCAGAGCUCAUCCUUCACGAUUUCUCUCGAACCGCAACAAUGUCUCUCCUAAACCCUAACCCUUCUUCCCUCCUCCGCCCUCACAGGCUACCCCAUAGCUUCCUCCCCAAAUCAACCAAACCCCACCACGCCGUAAAAUCACUAUCUCCGACCAACAAAUCCAUCUUCUCCGUACGCUCCUCCUACACUUCCUACUCGUUCAACGAGUGGGGGGAGAGAACGGGUCCCGAGCCCGAACCCGAAUCGAAGGCCGAUGAGAAGCUCUGGGAGCUGAAACGGGCUUUGCUGGACACUGUUUACGGGUCGGAUUUAGGAUUCCGGGCGUCAGCUGAGGUGCGGGCGGAGGUCCACGAACUUGUCUCGCAGCUGGAGGCUGCGAAUCCUACUCUAGCCCCGACUGAAAGCACUGGAUUGCUUGAUGGGAAUUGGGUUUUGAAGGCUAUCACCAAGGCCGCCGCCGCUCAGAUUGCCAAUGACUUCAAAGAGCUUCUUGAGUACACGGCCUUCUCUGAGCUAUUGCCCCUGCUGGCAGCAGGCACUAUUCCCUCAGUGAAAGUCAAAAAAAUAAGCCAAUCUAUCGACACAAGCAAUCUUAUCAUAGAGAACUCCACCACAUUAUCGACCCCUUUUUCCUCUUUUUCCUUUAGUGCUUCAGCAUCCUUUGAAGUCCGGAGCCCUUCAAGAAUACAGGUUCAAUUUAAAGAAGGAAAAUUCAAACCUCCUGAGAUCAAGUCGAGCGUAGAUCUUCCGGCUAGCGUUAAUAUUUUCGGGCAGAACUUAAAUUUAUCACCGGUUCAGCAAUCCCUGAGUCCACUUCAAAAUGCUGUUGAGGGCCUAGCUCGGACUAUUUCUGGUCAGCCUCCUCUUAAGAUUCCUAUUCCUGGUGAACGGACAAAAUCGUGGCUUUUAAUCACGUACCUUGACAAAGAUUUUCGAAUUUCGAGAGGAGAUGGUGGCCUUUUUGUGCUUGUGAAGGAAGGGAGUCCACUCUUGGAUUACUAGUAGCCGGUAUUCUUGUCAUUUGUGCAUAUUUUUUCGCUUGCAGUGCGUAUGGUACCACAUUUUUAUACAUCGCUUGGAUUAGUAUUUCUGUACUAUAACACUUAAAGGAAUCGGUUAUACGCUGCCUUUGCAUAAGUCUUUCGGUGUUACUAUUUGUUCGAGAAAUUCGACUGUCAAUUUAAUAUCAUUCGAGGUCGAACAUUUUUCUUCUGUGGAUUCACUGAUUUCAAAGUGGUUAGUAGAUUUUGUUUUAGUAUCGUUGUUGAUGAGAAUAGUAAAUCAAAC
This is a messenger RNA of Striga asiatica, 1397 nucleotides long. Lineage: Eukaryota; Viridiplantae; Streptophyta; Magnoliopsida; Lamiales; Orobanchaceae. The record is from the annotation of a GenBank genome assembly.